This is a messenger RNA of Jatropha curcas, 1414 nucleotides long. RefSeq names its product ethylene-responsive transcription factor TINY. Gene Ontology annotation, biological process: regulation of DNA-templated transcription. Gene Ontology annotation, molecular function: DNA binding; DNA-binding transcription factor activity. The record is from RefSeq and is a predicted model, not a curated record. NCBI's taxonomy places the organism in Eukaryota, Viridiplantae, Streptophyta, Magnoliopsida, Malpighiales, Euphorbiaceae.
UCAAAACCCAAUAAUCAUGUAGAACUAACUAACAGAGAGCCAAAGCUUGUUAAUAUGUGAUUAUGCUAAUUAAUGACUGUGAUUAUGUAUCUUUGGCGGGUUCGCUUAUAACUAGAACCUCCACGUUUUCCUUCUCUUCUCAUUUUGGCACAUCCCUCUCCUCAGUCUUCUUUCUCUCUCAGCUUUCUACUUAAACCCCACUAUGUCUUUCUCCCUCUCUUCAAUCUUCUAUACUGUCCUCUAUAAAGACCCAGAAUAACCCCAUUCUUCUUUGUGCAUUUUCUGCUUUCUCUCUCUACUUAUAUUUUCUCUCUCCAAGAAAAUUGUUUUCUGGGUUUUAUCUGAAACAAAGCAAGAAAGUACUACACAAUAGUGAUUCGCGAUCACCAAAAAUGCCUGACACGAUUCGAGAAAACUCGAAUUGGGAGACCGAGUCCAGUAUUAACUCUUCUUUUCCAGCUCCUUGUUCGCCAUCUUCAUCCGGGUUAUCUACAAAACCGGUUCGGAAAUCCGACUCGGAUGAGAAUGAUCAGAGAAAACCCAAGAGGGCUAGAGACAGUAGCAAGCAUCCGGUGUAUAGAGGAGUGAGAAUGCGCACUUGGGGCAAAUGGGUAUCGGAGAUACGAGAGCCCCGGAAGAAGAACCGGAUCUGGCUCGGCACUUUUUCCACACCCGAAAUGGCGGCACGUGCACACGACGUGGCUGCUUUAACCAUUAAAGGCAACUCGGCAAUCCUUAACUUCCCUGAACUCGCUGGGUCGCUGCCUCGACCCGCCUCUAACUCGCCUCGCGACGUCCAAGCCGCCGCCGCUAAAGCUGCUUCAAUGGACUUUCACAUUAGCAAGGACACCCAGCAUGACAAUAACAUCAAUAAUGCGUCAUCAUCGUCGACGGUGACGCAAUCAUCAUCGUCGUCAACAGCAGAAGUUACGUCAUCUCCGUGUGACGUGGCAACGCCAGAAGAACUGAGCCAGAUUGUGGAGUUACCGAGUCUAGAAAUGAGUUUCGAGAAGUCGCCCGAGCUGAGGGACGAGUUUGUAUUUGGCGACCCGUGGCUAUACAAUCCACCUUGGUACGAGGAUUACAUGUCCGAAAGUGUGAUAAAUAGUGGUUUUGAGCUUUUGUUAUGGGAAGAUUAACUAGUGCUUUAAAUUUUAAUUAGAGAUUAACUUUUGGUGUGUCUUUUUUUUUUAACCUUUUUAUAUAACUUUUUCUUAUGGGUAUUUUGAUAUUGUGAGAGAGAGCCCUUUGGCAAUUUUUUCUUAUUGAAGGGCUAAAAAUACUUUUCUUCCUUCUCAAGUUGUGUUCUUGUUCUUUAGCUCUUCUCUUUCCUUUUCUGCUUUAGCAUUUUGCAGAUAAAUUGCUUGUUUUAUCUCAAAUUGAAUGGUCAAAUAUACUUCCCUUUACUGAUAAA